AUGAGAUGCAAUCACACUUCUGAUGAAACCGCUCCAAAGUGCCUUCUCUGCAGGUACAUCAAAGAGCACAAAAAAGAAGAAAAAAUAUUCCAUGUCUUCACUUGCUAUGAACCAGUCCGCGUUCCACAGAAAAUUCUUCGGUUCUUCAUGGAGCCGGAGAAGUACUUAUGCCAAUUUCAUGAAAAAGUUUUGAUCAGAGUGAUGGAAUUUGCUGCAGCUGUAAUCGCCAUUGGAUUCUUCAUUUUCAUGGGCUGGUUGGCUAUCAACAACUUCGUGGGCAACUUCUAG
This is a messenger RNA of Caenorhabditis briggsae, 288 nucleotides long. NCBI's taxonomy places the organism in Eukaryota, Metazoa, Nematoda, Chromadorea, Rhabditida, Rhabditidae. The transcript is spliced from 2 exons. Bases 1 to 288 code for a protein of 95 amino acids. The record is from RefSeq and is a predicted model, not a curated record.